Messenger RNA from Eupeodes corollae, 527 nucleotides. RefSeq lists its product as uncharacterized. The transcript is spliced from 2 exons. The record is from RefSeq and is a predicted model, not a curated record. Bases 123 to 506 code for a protein of 127 amino acids. Lineage: Eukaryota; Metazoa; Arthropoda; Insecta; Diptera; Syrphidae.
GGUUGAUCUUGAUAUUUUUCUUAGAUGACUAUAAAACGAAUAAGAAACUCUUAACUUAACAUCAGACUCAAGUGAACAUUCAAUAGAGGUUCCAUUAUAGUUCUCUCAAAGCCACAUCCAUUAUGUUCAGAUUUUUGACAUUACUUUGUGUUAUUGUUGCAGCUUAUGCUAAACCAGGUAUUCUGGGGUCAUCCUUGGGUAUUGCACCCUCAGCUAUUGUUACAGCUCCUGCUUCCGUGCAAAUCGUGAGAACAGCUCCAAUUUCGUUAGGUUCGACAAUCGGUGCUCCAUUGACCUUAGGUGGUGGAUUGAUAACCAAUGGGCUUGUAUCAAAUGGAUUAAUCUCAAAUGGACUUGUGUCAGGUGGAUUGAUUUCUGGAGGAUUGGUUUCUGGUGGAUUGGUUUCCGGUGGUUUAGUUUCCGGAGGAUUGGUGACUUCGGAUGGAAUUAUCAAUUCUGGACUGAUAUCAAAUGCUAAAUUAUUAUCAAAAGGAUUAAUAUUAUAAGUGUAAGAGCUUUAAAUUUUA